Molecule: messenger RNA, 972 nt
Organism: Naegleria gruberi
Lineage: Eukaryota; Heterolobosea; Eutetramitea; Acrasida; Naegleriidae
Exons: 1
Coding region: 1-972 (323 amino acids)
Source: RefSeq, a predicted model, not a curated record
AUGUUUUCCUUUUCCAAUGAUAAAAUAUCACAAGUUAGUACUCCUAGUAAAACAAUUCAUCCAUCCAAGUUAUUAUCAAUGCAGUCCAUGUUGAAUGAUGCCUUUAUUGGCUCGCCUCCAACCUCAGAAAAUACUUUUAUUCUCUCUAAAAGCUAUCCGAAACCCUUUGAACAAAAAGUAGAUUUCCUCAAAGCCUUACUUGAUAAUGAAUAUCUGACCAUGUUUGUUCAAUUUAGCGCAGAGUUUCAAGUGUUGAAUCCGUUAAUAACCGAAAUUAGAGUUUGGAUUUCGGAUUUGAAUUCAUCACGAACAAGCUUUCAUCUUCUCUCCUGCUUACAUUUAAUUCAACAAAUAUUUGGGCAUUCUGGACAGGUUGAAAAUCAUUUAGAUUUUCAACAAGUUUCUUCUUCGUGUGGAAUCUCUGGUUUUCUAUUCGAAAAACAAUUAACAGAACAUGAAUUGUUCGAAAUGUACUUUACCUUGAAUGAAAAGGCAACAAACUCUAUUCAAGCACAAUUUUCCUUUUUGAAGAGUUUCAAAUUCAUCUACCUGUUCAAUUGCAUUGGAAUUGAAAAUCAGGAAAAUUCAAGUAAUGAAAAGUUUGAAUUCAUUCAAGAAUUGGAAUUGGAUUCAACCCGUGACAUUUGUACAUUAAUUAUUUACUUAUAUGAUUUCAUUGGCAGAAGAAAUAAUCACGAUGUGGAUUAUUUGUUGAACUUGGCCAAUUGUGCAGAAGUUAGACCUUGGAAUGAAUUCAAAUUUGGAGAACGAAGUAUCAUUGAAACGAGCACAACUUUGAAUAAUUCACUUCUCUCUCCAACAUCACCAAAAACUCCAACACCGAGAAAGAAGGGAAUUGUCAAGUCAGGCAAGAUGAAAUCCAACAAGAAGGUCAUCUUUGUGGAUUCUUCAGUGUUGAACAGUCCACAAAUUGAUAGAGUUCUCAGAGAUAUUACCAAUAUUAAAUUGUAG